This is a messenger RNA of Kwoniella botswanensis, 1626 nucleotides long. Its product is annotated as branchpoint-bridging protein. The coding region runs from base 1 to 1626 and encodes 541 amino acids. The transcript is spliced from 6 exons. NCBI's taxonomy places the organism in Eukaryota, Fungi, Basidiomycota, Tremellomycetes, Tremellales, Cryptococcaceae. Gene Ontology annotation, cellular component: nucleus. Gene Ontology annotation, biological process: regulation of mRNA splicing, via spliceosome. The record is from RefSeq and is a predicted model, not a curated record. Gene Ontology annotation, molecular function: zinc ion binding; mRNA binding.
AUGUGGAGACCAGCAGCCCGGACGACGGGAACUAACGAUGUACCUAUAGGUAACAAAAGACGAUUUGGCUUACCCGAAGAAGCUCCUCCCCCUUCCAACCCUCCAUCACACGCCCCACGACCCCCCGCCUCCGAUAUACAAUUCUUCAACGGUCGUCAAGACCGAGAACGUUCCGACCGAGAUGAUUACGGACGAAGGGACGAUUAUGAUGAUAGAAGGAGGGAUGAUUACAGACGUGAUGACAGGGAUAGAUAUGGCGGUAGUGGUGGAGGAGACAGAGAUAGAUAUGGAGGUGAUGACAGGAGAGGCCGAUAUGACGAGUCUGAAAGGGGAAGAGAAAGGGAUGCGGCUGGAGAAGAGGGCCCAAGAAAGAGACGAUCAAGAUGGGGAGAUGCCAAAGUCGAUGUACCCGGUCUUCCAGUAGCCAUCACCGGUAAGGUCUCUCAAGCCGAAUUGGACAACUAUGCUAUCCACGUUCGACUGGAGGAGAUCAACCGAAAAUUACGUACUGGCGAUGUAGUACCUCCUGAAGGACAACGAUCACCUUCGCCUCCACCCUCAUACGACGCUUACGGUCGAAGGACUAACACUCGUGAGAUCCGAUACCGAAAGAAGUUGGAGGAUGAAAAAGCAAGAUUGGUAGAUAGAGCUAUGAAAUCCGAUCCCAACUUCAGGCCGCCAGCGGAGAUGCAAAACAGACGAGGUGGCGGUAAGCCAAGUGAUAAAGUCUAUAUCCCAGUGAAAGAAUUCCCAGAAAUCAACUUCUUCGGUUUACUCGUCGGUCCUCGUGGUAAUUCCCUUAAGAGAAUGGAAAGAGAAAGUGGUGCCAAGAUCAGUAUUAGAGGUAAAGGAAGUGUGAAAGAAGGUAAAGGUAGACCAGGUGAUUUCCCAGAAGAUGAGCAAGAUGAAUUGCAUUGUCUUAUCACUGCGGAUACCGAAGACAAGGUAAAGGGAUGUGUAGCAUUGAUUAACAGGGUCAUUGAAACUGCCGCUUCUACACCCGAAGGUCAGAACGAUCACAAACGAAACCAGCUCCGAGAACUUGCUUCGCUUAACGGUACUCUUCGAGACGAUGAGAACCAGCUUUGUCAGAAUUGUGGUGAGAAAGGUCAUCGAAGAUGGGAAUGUCCUCAACAAAGAGUGUACAGCGCCAAUGUCAUCUGUAGAUUAUGCGGUGGUGCAGGACACAUGGCGAGAGAUUGUAGAGGACGGGGGGAUCCCAACCUGGCUCAGAACAAACAGACCGCUUUCGACUCUGAAUAUACCGCUCUUAUGGCCGAACUCGGUGAAGGUGGAAGUGGAGGGGCUGCUUCCGGUAGACCAGCUGGCGCUAUCGGUGCUGCACCGCCUGCGCAAGAUAGAGUACCUCCUUGGCGAGUCCCCGAGAAUUGGAUCAGUCACGGUCCAGGAGGUCCUCGUGGUCCCCCUGGUGGUGGUGGAUAUGGUGGUCCUCCUCAACAAGGAUAUCAACAACAGGGAUACGGUCAAGGUGGUGCAGGAUACGGAUACGGUGGUGGAUAUGGUGGUCAGGAUAAUGGUUACGGCCAAGGCGCUCCUGCAGGUGGUGCUGAUCCUUACGCUGCCUACUACGCCUCAAUGGGCCAACAAGCUCCUACAGCUGCUUAA